Colletotrichum acutatum is the source of this 423-nucleotide messenger RNA. RefSeq lists its product as uncharacterized. The record is from RefSeq and is a predicted model, not a curated record. Gene Ontology annotation, biological process: mycotoxin biosynthetic process. The transcript is spliced from 3 exons. Lineage: Eukaryota; Fungi; Ascomycota; Sordariomycetes; Glomerellales; Glomerellaceae. Bases 1 to 423 code for a protein of 140 amino acids.
AUGUCGCUGGAUCCCAAGUACGACAACCUCUGGGAAGACGUUGAAGGAGAUUCCGGCUCCAUCAUAUUCAACCUCACGGAUCCCGCCCAAGGCAAUACGGGUAUGAGCGCCACCAUCGCCAUGUUUCAUCAACUUCACUGCCUCUCAAUAUUUCGAAGCGUCCUGCAGGAAGCCCAUCGGGGAAUCGACCCGGGACUAGACUGGAACGACCACGAUCACUGGCCGCAUUGCCUCGACUAUCUGCGCAAGGGCAUCCUUUGCGCAGCGGAUGGUACGAUAGAGCAGCAGCCACUGCUGCCCAACGGUACACUCGCGCCUUUCAUCGAUGGUUCUCAGGAUGUUCGGCAUUGUGGCGAUAACAGGCGCCUGAUAGAGCAAUUGAAGACGUACGGCAAGACUAUUACUACUAAGCCGUUCCCGUAG